AUGGUUUUACGAAGAACAGAUUUUAUGCGAGUAAUCGUUGAGCACCCGGCGAUGUAUGAACUGAUAAAAAAUAAAAUUGAUACAAGACUCAAGUCAGCGAAGACCAGACAGGAAGCAAUAGAAAAUUACGAUAAAGGUGAUUCGAGGCUAAUUCGAACCCGCUACCGACCAAUGAAGGUGCUUAAAGACAAGUUGACUGGAGCUGAAGAGGAGGACCCUACUUUUGUGGAUGACUCUCACAUGUAUUAUAGAGACGAGAAUAAUGAACGCCAGCCAAAGUUCACUACGGAGUUCCUUGAGCUAUAUCAAAUGUCCAGUAACGUGACCACGAUAGAUGCACCUCAUAUUUGUCUAAGAUCUAACUUUCCAUGGAUAUUGAUACCCGAUACCGACUUUAACCAUCACUCGGAUACUGAGAAGGUCCUCGGCACUAUUGUGGUCGCAGCCUUUCUAAUAAAUAUAUACAUGCAACUGACUACAGCUACAUAUGAAGAUAACGUACUCAAAGAAACGGUAAAAGAAAUAGCAGAAGUAAAAAUGGCGUCUUUUGGUUUCUACCUGGAUAUUGUAUCUGUGUUCCCUGUGUCUAUAUUCACUGAUACUAUGGACCCUCAAGGAGAGACGGUGGCUGGUCAAAUAGCUAUGCUAUUCCCGAUCCUACAAGUGUGGCAUAUAUGGCAUUAUAUAAACAAGUGGGCCAAGAAUUUUAAUAGCCAUACGAAAAACUCCUGGAUGUCGCAGUUGAUAUACUGGGAGACGAAGGUGUUCAUGACGAAUGAGGCUCGUCACGAGAGCCCUCUGAAGACGUCAUUCUUGUUCGGCACGUCAGUGUUCACUGGUACUGGCAGCUCGGAGGUGAUGUUCUUAUACGUUUUGGGUGCUUACCUGUCCUGUUUCUACACGGCAAACAUCUGUAGUAACUACCUGCUCUCUACACAAAGGAAGUUGAAAUUCAAGGAAUCCAUGCGGGAGUUGUUUUAUUUCCUCUCAGUAAAUCACGUUAGUGGAAAAAUCAAAGCCCGGGUGAAAAAGUUCUUCUGUGUGCAAUGGUAUUACAACCGUGCCGUGUCUACACAAGAAAUAUUCUCAGACAUGUCCUCAAAUAUUCAACAAGACGUACUUUCAAUAGAAAUGGUCCGGACAUUGGAUUUCUGCCCUUUAUUCCAGGUAUUAAAUCGAGAUUUUCUGCAAACUGUGGCGAGUAACACAAGAAAGUUGAUACUACCUGACAAUGAGGUGGUACAGCAUGCUGGUGACAUAGGCCGGGACAUGUAUAUCUUGAAAAACGCGUUGGCAGAUGAAAACGUUAAAAAACUAGCUGUUGCUUUUGAAGAUGCUAAACCUCUGAUCGGACGACUGGAUACUAAAACUAAUAGGAUCGCGAAUUCUGACUAUAUAAAAGGCGAUAACUGGAUAGAUGGCACUUGCACAGACGACCUGAUAAAGGUCGAUGUCGACGGUGAUAUUGGAAGCGAUAUAUGUUUAAGGAUGGACACCUUGAUACACGUUAGGUACAUCUUCAUGCCAGGAUGCAUUACUCCCCAUGGAUUGUUCCUGAAGUUCUGGUGCGCUGUUCGCUUCGUUGUCGCCGUGUUUUACAUAUUCGCUGUACCGUACGAUAUUGCUACUCAAUCGAAUGCUUUUGGUGCAAUAAUGGAAUACCUGUACACUUUCUAUUGGGUUUUCGAGUUAUUUGUGGGUUUGGGUUGUCCGCCUGUGAAUAUGACGAGUUCUGUAGACCUCUGGAUGAUGAUGGUUCUGCAGCUCGCUGGGUUCCUCUACUUCGCAUUCAUGUUUGGAUACGUGGCCUCGACUAGGACUGCCGCUGCGCAUGCGUUAUUGGAACAUAACGAAAAAACAAAGGAUCUAGCCAACUUUCUGUACCAAGAGAACGUGGAUCCUAUGCUGACGGUGAAAACGUUGAAAUAUUUCGAAUAUGUGUGGAAACGAACCAACGGCAGUAAUCCACAGAGAAUAUGUCGUCACUUAAACUCGGCUUUGAUGGAAGACACGCUAGUGUUCAUGUAUGAACGAGCUCUACGCGAGGUACCUUUGUUCGGCAAAGUCGAGAGAUCAUUCAUCAGGGUCAUCACUCAGCACCUACACGAAAUGUACUUUCUCAGGGGUGAUACUGUCAUACAAUGUAGGGAUAUACAACCCUAUAUCUUCAUUAUUUAUCGUGGCAAGACGUUUUUAUUACGCUACAAGUCCAUGUUCGCAGUCAAUCUUUCAAGUCAAAUAUCGCUCGAGCAACCAAUAUCAUGUUCGGAAGUAACGAUCUAUGCGAGUCGGAGCCUUGAUUUAUUAGUUAUACCCAGUGUGACUUUCUUCAACUUGAUCAAAUAUUACCCCAAGAUUCAUGAGCCUUUGAACAAGGCUUUUGAGAUGUCUCGAGAUUAUAUCUUGCCUAUUAAUAUGGAGAUGGAUGACGACGACUCCUCCGAAGACGAAUCGACUUUAGACAUAUUGUCUAUGGAAUCAGGAGGUGAUUCGAAGAGUGGUUCCAGUAGAUUUGACUUGUCAGGGUCACUUCCGAUGAGCAGCGCGUCACAGUCUAACCUGAGCCAAUCGAAGUCGUCAGCCAGUGUGUCCACGUAUCACAGUUACUCACACGCCUCUAAUCUGCUGAGGCCCGGAACGCUCAUGUUUCAGAGUUACGGCUAUGUGACGUGUACAGCAGUAACAAUACAUUACGUUGUGGGUCUGUAUGACCUGGUCACCUUGAAUGAUUGUGCCAUACUAUUCUGGAUACAUGCGCUUUUGGACAUCUACUUCUAUUGCAAAGUCUAUCUUAGUAUGCAUCAGGGCUACAUAAGUAGGCACGGCGAGCUGAUACUGGACGGAUCCAAAUGUCGCCAUAGAUAUUUCAAACACAAAAUGUGGCCGUGGACUGAUCUCCUCGUUAAUUUUCCACUGGAAUUCUUCGGAUUCGGUUUCCCAGAGACGCCACAAAUUCGCUGGGAUUACGUCACUUCAAUUUAUGUGAUCGUUGCCCAACUGACCACAACUGGUAGUGACGAGUUUGUAGUCGACGAGAAGCUUCCAAUGGUCAUCCUGGCCGUUGUACUAGUUUGUGGGAAGAUGUUGGCGGCUAUCGUCGUGGCUGCUUCCAUCCAGCUGGCGUACUCUACUAAAUAUGCUCUGACAGCAUAUGAGAAAGCUACCAGGGAACUUAUCGACAUGUUGAAGAAUCAAGGGUUGUCUGAUUAUCAACUACAAAAGUUUUGGAAGUACAUCCAGCAGCUUUGGGUCACGGAGCGUGGAAGACAGCUGCCUCUCCUCAUAUCACAAACUCCUUACGUAAGACGGUGUGACCUGAUGUCAGCCAUGUUUGGGCAUCACUUGAGGAACUGCUACAUAUUCGCUGAAACUGGGGAGUCAUUGCUACGACAGCUCACUGUUGCUCUUGACUACACUAUAUUCUUUCCUGGAAACUACAUAGUGGUGGCUGGUGAUAGUGAGGCACGGAUGUACUGGGUGGCUUCAGGAACUGUAUCAGUAGUGUCAGUGCGCGCCGACCUAACGGAGAUCACACAUGAACUGCUGGGACCUGGAGACGUGUUCGGGAUACUUCAGGGCAUGAAUAGGGGCAUCUCGCACUGCUUUUCCUACAGAGCUGAGACUAAGGUCAGUAUCUUAACGCUGAGCCUGGACUCCUGGAUCAAUAUACUACCAUUCUUCCCCGAAGCAAAGAAGAUGAUAAUGGAAAGAUCAGAAGUAUUAUUUACCCAGAUAGGAUAAGUCCAGGAU
Spodoptera littoralis (African cotton leafworm) is the source of this 3750-nucleotide messenger RNA. NCBI's taxonomy places the organism in Eukaryota, Metazoa, Arthropoda, Insecta, Lepidoptera, Noctuidae. The record is from the annotation of a GenBank genome assembly.